Nannospalax galili (Upper Galilee mountains blind mole rat) is the source of this 1751-nucleotide messenger RNA. RefSeq names its product phosphatidylinositol 4-kinase type 2 beta (gene Pi4k2b). Gene Ontology annotation, biological process: endosome organization; Golgi organization; phosphatidylinositol phosphate biosynthetic process. The record is from RefSeq and is a predicted model, not a curated record. Lineage: Eukaryota; Metazoa; Chordata; Mammalia; Rodentia; Spalacidae. Gene Ontology annotation, molecular function: 1-phosphatidylinositol 4-kinase activity. The coding region runs from base 164 to 1558 and encodes 464 amino acids. The transcript is spliced from 10 exons. Gene Ontology annotation, cellular component: lysosomal membrane; endosome; trans-Golgi network.
CCCGCGGCAGGGCGGGGCCGGCGCAGGGCGAGAGCGCGGGCUGGUGAACUGGUGAGGUGGCACGGGUGCGAGCCCCUGGGGCUUGGCGCUAUGCUGAGGCCGCAGCCUAGAGCCCGGCGGCCUCUCUGAUCCGGCCGAAGGGCAGAGGUCACCCGCGGAGUCCAUGGCCGAGCCGAACGAUCCCGGCCGCCCAGAGGAGGAAGAGGACGAGGAGCGGGAGCCGCUGCUACCGCGCGUCGCUUGGGCCCAGACUCGGAGGGGCGCGCCGGGGAGCGCCGUGAGGCUGCAGAUGGACGAGGGAGCGGCCGCGCCCCGCGAGCCGGGCGAAAAAGAGUCGCGGAUGCCGGCCCGGGACGCUGGGGCCUCCGCCGGUCCGUCCACCGAGCCCCACCGGACCCGCGUGGGGAACUCAGAGAUGAAUCCUUUCUUGGAUGAUCCAGAAUUUGCUGAUAUUGUAUUGAGAGCAGAGCAAGCAGUAGAAAUUGGAGUUUUCCCAGAAAGAAUCUCUCAAGGGUCAAGUGGAAGUUACUUUGUGAAGGAUUCUAAAAGGAAUAUUAUUGGUGUGUUUAAACCCAAAUCAGAAGAGCCUUAUGGCCAGCAGAACCCAAAGUGGACCAAAUACAUUCAUAAGAUGUGCUGUCCCUGCUGCUUUGGCCGGGGCUGCCUGCUUCCUAAUCAGGGAUACCUUUCUGAAGCUGGUGCCUACCUGGUGGAUACAAAGCUUCAGCUUGGCAUUGUUCCAAAAACAAAGGUGGUUUGGCUUGUCAGUGAGACAUUUAACUACAGUGCAAUUGACCGUGCAAAGUCGAAAGGCAAAAAGUAUGCCUUAGAGAAAGUUCCAAAAGUAGGUAGAAAGUUUCAUCGGAUAGGACUUCCUCCCAAGAUCGGUUCCUUUCAGUUAUUUGUUGAAGGUUACAAGGAGGCUGAAUAUUGGCUUAGGAAAUUUGAAGCUGAACCUUUGCCUGAAAAUAUUAGAAAACAGUUUCAGUCACAAUUUGAAAGAUUAGUUAUUUUGGAUUACAUCAUCAGAAAUACAGACAGAGGAAAUGACAAUUGGCUAGUCAAAUAUGAAAAGAAAACUGAAUGUGAGGAAUCAAACUGGAUUAAUGAUAAAGAAUUGCUUAUUAAAAUAGCUGCAAUUGAUAAUGGUCUAGCAUUUCCUUUUAAACAUCCUGAUGAAUGGAGAACAUAUCCAUUUCACUGGGCUUGGCUUCCUCAAGCAAAAAUUCCUUUUUCUGAAGAAAUAAGAAACUUGAUUCUGCCUUACAUUUCUGACAUGAACUUUGUACAAGAUUUGUGUGAAGAUCUUUAUGAACUUUUUAAGACUGACAAAGGAUUUGACAAAGCUGCUUUUGAGAGUCAGAUGUCUGUGAUGAGAGGACAGAUCUUAAACCUCACUCAGGCACUAAGAGAUGGGAAGAGCCCUAUGCAGCUGGUGCAGAUGCCGUGUGUGAUUGUGGAGCGCAGUACAAGUGGUGGCCAGGGGCGGAUUGUACACCUCGGCAGCUCCUUCACCCAGACUGUCCACUGCAGGAAGCCAUUCUUUUCCUCCUGGUAGCAGAUGUAAGGGUAGCUGUGUGGCAUUGUGGUGCUGAUAUAAACCUGCUGAAAGCACCGGUUGCCAGAACCUCAAAUAAGUCUUUAAAUAUAUACAAAAUAAUACUAUAUUUUGAAUGUAAUCAAAAGUUUACGAUUUUUGUCCAAAUAUUAAAUUUCUAUUUCAGGGAAGAAGUGAUAUAUCUUCUAUAUUU